GCGAUCAAGGCGUGUGAUCAAUACUGACCAAACACACCCAACAUAUGAGCGGUGGGGAAGGGGGUCUGGCUGCCACGGGCAGGGAAUACGGCUAGGGCUUGCAGGCCUGCUCUAAGCUAGAGGGUUUACUGAAGAAUGGGCAUGCUUCUAAUGACCGGUUGUUCUAUAGAAUAGGGCCACUAUCUAGUGGGGAAUUAUCAUGGAUAUCGCAUACGGUAUCAAGAUUCGCACUUCCGACGAUCAGUACGUCUCCAUCGUCGCGGAAGCAGUGCAUGGACUUUCCGUUGCGAGUGUUCCCGGGGCGUUUCUCGUCGAUAUCAUCCCCCCUCUCAAGUACAUCCCGAGGUGGGUCCCCGGAGCAGGGUUCAAGCGAGAGGCGCAGAAGUGGUGCAAAGCAACCAUGGAUGCCGUGGAGAUGCCCUUCAGCGAGACGAAGCGCAUGAUGUCCGCGGGUACGGCAUCCGCGUCGUACUCUUCCCUGCAUCUGCGCACUCUCGAGGAUCCGUCUUCGACUCUAUCGCCGAACGCCAAGAUCGCACACGAAGAGGUCGUCAAGUACACCGCGGCCGCGAUGUACGUUGCAGGUGUCGACACGGUGGUCUCGGCGCUGGGCACAUUCGUCAUCGCGAUGCUGCUGUAUCCCGACGUUCAACGCGCGGCGCAGCAGGAAAUUGACGAAGUCUGGGGGCACGGGAAUUUGCCAGACUUUAGCGAAGACGCCGAGGAGCGGAUGCCGUACCUUGCAGCUUUGAUCAAGGAAGUCCUCAGAUGGCGCAACAUCACGGCCGUGGCAAUUCCACAUCAGAGCGAAGCGGAGGACGAGUACAAGGGCUACCGGAUCCCCAAGGGCUCGGUAGUUAUCGGGAACACCUGGGCGAUUUUACAUGACGAGGUUCGAAUGGACUCGCACACUCUAAUCUCUCCGGCUCAUGAUCGAAAACAGGAGAUGUACCCAGACCCAGAUACAUUCAAGCCUGAGCGAUUCUUACAGAACGGCAAACUCAACAAAGACAUCCGCGACCCCGAGGCGUUCAUCUACGGCUACGGUAGAAGAAUUUGCCCGGGCCGAUACAUGGCUUCCAACUCGCUAUGGCUUACCAUCGGAUCCCUGCUGUCUAUGUUUGACUUUGUCAAGACGGAGGGAACGCAGGACGAAGGUCAGUAUGGGUGGUUCUGGGGCCUCAUCUCAACCCCGCUGCCGUUCAAGUGCACAAUGCGGCCCCGCUCAGAUCAGACCGUUGCUGCGAUACGCGCGACAGAGAUUUAGCGCUUUGCAAGUGAAGUAGUAAGGCCGUUCAAUAGUAGCGUAGGUCGUUGCAACGAAGUAAGUACAAACAAAUCAUCACCUUGGUGAAACCCGAAACUGGGAAUGCUAUUACUGAUCAGAUUAGCGCCGGGGCUGGAAAAGUUUGCCAGGAUCGAGGACAAAACGUGGGAGAGAGGCUUGAAAUAUGUAUACUGAAAAAUGUUCAUGUAGACGAAGACAGGCCGUAAGUCCUCAGUCGCACCCGAUAUGAUGGUAAGACUCAAUAUUGUACCUGUAGACGAAGAUAGGCCGUAAGUC
Mycena citricolor is the source of this 1564-nucleotide messenger RNA. NCBI's taxonomy places the organism in Eukaryota, Fungi, Basidiomycota, Agaricomycetes, Agaricales, Mycenaceae. The record is from the annotation of a GenBank genome assembly.